UUCUCAGAUAAGUCGUUCUAAUUUCAUCUACUAUUACUCAUAUGUUUUACAAUUAGGAUUGAUAUCAAAGGCUAUUUUUAGAAUAAGUAAUCCCGGCCCUGUUCUCAUUGCAUAAUCCUUUCAAACAAAUACGAGUCACGAGUGCCACACAAAACAACAAAAUGAUGGCAAUUUACCAUAUCUCUAAACCUUAUCUAUAAGACAAUAGCUUCAAACCAAAAUCUAAGCGAAAAAAAAAUGAAAGUUAAGAAAUACCCAAUUAAACUACUGCUCUUGUUCUUCCGAUUAACAAUUCUAGCAAUAGAUAGCCAAGCUAAUGAUCUAAAUUCCACCACCGAUGAUCCUUACAAAUUGCUACACAUUAUCCCAAACCCGGAUGGGUCCAUCACCCGAAUGAAACAAUACUACCCGACCGUCCCACCCAACACAUCCACUUCCCUAGCUUUCUCUAGAGAUGUCCCUCUCAAUACCGAUAAAAAGACGUGGAUUCGACUCUACUUGCCCAAUAAUGAAUCUAAACCCGUAACGACGAGGCCGAGCCUCCCAAUUGUAGUCUUCUCACACGGUGGCGGGUUCAUUAUCCUGAGCACAGCCUCCCCUACCUUCAACUCAUUUCUCUCUAACACGGCAAGUAAACUCCGCGUGUUAGUCGUCUCGAUUGAGUAUCGGCUCGCACCCGAGCACCGUCUUCCAGCCGCUUACGACGACGUUUUAGAGGCUUUGCAUUGGGUGAAGGACAAAAAGGAUGAUUGGGUCAAGAAUUAUGCGGAUGUUUCCAAGUGCAUUGUAAUGGGGGAGAGUGCGGGGGGCAACAUUGCCUACAUGGUAGGGUUACGUGCAUCUCUACUAGUUCGCGAGUUAAACCCGUUAAUUAUUAAAGGUUUAGUUCUAGUCCAACCAUUUUUUGGCGGGUUAAAUCGUACUGGAUCCGAGUUAAGGAAACCUGCUUCGGUUGGUUUACCUUUGGUGAUUACCGAUUUAAUGUGGAAUUUAUCUUUACCACUUGGAGUUAAUAGGAACCACCCAUAUUGUAACCCUAUUAUUGAGGGCGGGUCUAAAAUGUUGGACAAAAUUAAAGAGUUGGGUUGGCGUGUUGCAAUAGCUGUUUAUGAUGGAGACCGGCUUUUUGACAAGCAAAUGAAGGUGUUUGAGUUUUUGAAACAACGAGGAGUGGAUGUCAUUGGUAAUUUUAGUAAAGGAGGUUACCAUGGUGUCUUUGUUAAAGAAGCGGAUAUUUCGGAAAAAUUAUUUGAAUUUAUGCGAAUUGUAUUUUCUUCCGACUUUGCUUAUUAAAUGUUGUCAUGGUCAAAAAUUAUUUAUCUCGUUUAUCUAUAACCCAUUUACAAUCGCAAUCAA
Messenger RNA from Spinacia oleracea (spinach), 1356 nucleotides. RefSeq names its product carboxylesterase 1-like. Lineage: Eukaryota; Viridiplantae; Streptophyta; Magnoliopsida; Caryophyllales; Amaranthaceae. The record is from RefSeq and is a predicted model, not a curated record. Gene Ontology annotation, molecular function: hydrolase activity. The transcript has a single exon. The coding region runs from base 238 to 1293 and encodes 351 amino acids.